AUGAUUGCUCAAGUGUUACUUAAAGACGUUGCCGAAACGCCAAGGAUCCCUAUCAAAGAUUGCAUUAGAAUCGUUCAAACCGUACAUGGUAAAACUAUAAGCAACAGAAAGGGAUUUCUCGGGCGUAGUCGCGUUUUUCAGAUGAUCUUUGAAAAUUGGCAUACCUCUUUUCAAUCAUUGCCAAGGUAUAUGGCGGCUCUACAACAUUUUAAUGCUGUUGGGGACUGUGUGUUGAUUCGGCCGGAAAAAGCCAAUACGAAUCCAUAUGUAGCACGUGUAGAGGAAAUUGAACCUGGCAACAAGAAAAUAAGAAUUAGAUGGUAUUACUCGCCAGAGGAGACAAAGAGUGGGCGGAGACAGUUUCAUGGAGCAAGGGAGGUAUUCUUGUCAGACCACUACGAUGAGCAAUCUGUUGACGUAAUAAACGGGAAGUGCAGGAUUCACACUUUGGAUGAGUAUUUGAGCCUUGAGUCUGUCCGUCCUGAGGAUUACUACUGUCGGUUUGAGUAUAAAUCUAAAACUGGAGUAUUUGUGCAAGAUCGUGUUGCAGUUGAAGUGUAUUGUAAAUGCAAGAUGCCAUAUAACCCAGAUGUUUUGAUGAUAGAAUGCGACAAGUGCAAGAAGCGGUAUCAUCCCCACUGUUUGGGCAUGUCUAAUGAGAAAGCUGAACAACUAAAGGAUAAACAAUUUGUAUGUUCCGAUUGCUGA
Messenger RNA from Lycium ferocissimum, 708 nucleotides. RefSeq names its product chromatin remodeling protein EBS-like. NCBI's taxonomy places the organism in Eukaryota, Viridiplantae, Streptophyta, Magnoliopsida, Solanales, Solanaceae. Gene Ontology annotation, molecular function: chromatin binding. The transcript is spliced from 5 exons. The record is from RefSeq and is a predicted model, not a curated record. Bases 1 to 708 code for a protein of 235 amino acids.